Messenger RNA from Archocentrus centrarchus (flier cichlid), 3083 nucleotides. RefSeq names its product cyclin-T2-like. Gene Ontology annotation, biological process: regulation of transcription by RNA polymerase II. The record is from RefSeq and is a predicted model, not a curated record. Gene Ontology annotation, molecular function: cyclin-dependent protein serine/threonine kinase regulator activity. Bases 706 to 2727 code for a protein of 673 amino acids. The transcript is spliced from 9 exons. NCBI's taxonomy places the organism in Eukaryota, Metazoa, Chordata, Actinopteri, Cichliformes, Cichlidae.
GAUACUGCUGAUAAUUGACAUGCAUUUAGCUGCAAUGAAGGUUAAAAAAAUAAAUCAGGUUGCAUGUGUUAUUUGGUAAAAAAAUGUAAAUUUAUAAUUUUCUCAUUUUAUAAAUUAUUAGGACUACAUGAUAUAACUGGGAUUUAAAAGGUUAAAAUAUAGAGUUUGAAUCAAAUUUUGGUUCUAAUGACAAGGACCGAUGCUAAUUUAAAAAAUCAAGUUGUGAAAGUGUGAAAAUUGGUUAAAAAAUGUUAAUUUUAGAACAUUUUUUGAAUAUAAACAUGAGGUGGCAAUUUUUGGCCACGAACAAGCUGAAAGGGAGUUUCUUCAAUUUUGCCUUCCCUGCAAAAAAAUAUUAAUGCAUAAUAAUCAGUGUUCUUAUUAAUCAGUUACAUAUCUCAGGCUGUACUUUUGAUAAUACAAGAGAAUCCCAUAGCACUGCGAAUAUAUGAAGUACUCAGUUUUGAGGUAAUUUGCCAACAAGUGCAUUGUUCAAACAAGCUGGCAUUUGAAGGGUUAAUAAAUAAAAAAGGAAUGAACAUUUUACAUUUACGUGAAGAACUGAUGUUAGUUAAGAACGUUAUGCAAAAAAAAAAUCAAAAAACAAGAAAAAAGUAAAAAAUUAUGCCCUCUGUUUGUUAGUGGCCAUUUUUGGCCACGAACAAGCUGAAAGGGUAGUAAAAACGAACAAGUUCAGAGGGUUAAAUGGCUGGAGAGUCCUACAGGAGAGGUAAUGCGCCAUCCUGGAUGGCAGCUGACUUUACACACCGACGAGAAGAAGAAGUUUCUUCUUCCUUCCGGUGGCCCGGUAGCCCCACUCCCUUCUGGUCCUAUACCGUCGGGCUUGACAGUGGGAGCGUAAUGGCGGCGCACCGGGGACCCUCUACUAAAUGGCUCUUCACCCGGGAGCAGCUCGAAAAUACGCCGUCUCGACGCUGCGGAAUUGAGCCCGACAGAGAGCUUUCUUACCGACAGCAGGCCGCCAACUUAAUUCAAGAAAUAGGCCAGAGACUCAACGUCUCUCAACUAAUUAUCAACACUGCUAUAGUUUAUAUGCACAGGUUUUAUAUGAUCCACUCCUUCACCAAAUUCCAUAGAAAUAUGAUUUCCCAGACUACGUUGUUCCUGGCAGCUAAAGUUGAGGAGCAGCCCAGGAAGCUGGAGCAUGUCAUUAAAAUAGCCCAUGCCUGGAUUAACCCACAAGAGCCUGCCCUAGACACUAAAAGCAAUGCAUUCCAGCAGCAGGCACAAGAGCUUGUAGCACUGGAAACAAUAGUACUGCAAACUCUGGGUUUUGAAAUAACAGUUGAUCAUCCGCACACAGAUGUCGUGCGAUGUUCCCAGCUAGUGCGAGCAAGCAAGGAUUUGGCACAGACUUCCUAUUAUAUGGCUACCAACAGUUUGCAUCUCACCACCUUCUGCCUACAGUACAGGCCCACAGUUGUUGCAUGUGUGUGCAUCCACCUGGCCUGUAAGUGGUCCAAAUGGGAGAUCCCCGUGUCUACAGAUGGCAAACACUGGUGGGAGUAUGUGGACCGUACAGUAACGUUACAGCUGCUUGACGAGCUCACCCAUGAGUUUCUUCAAAUCCUGGAGAAAACACCCAGCAAGCUGAAGAGGAUACGAAACUGGAGGGCAAUUCAAGCUGCUAAAAAGCCAAAGACAGAGGGUCCAACUGUGGACAGUGCCUUCCAGGGGACAUCCUUAGAAAGUCUUCCUGGUGUCACCAACUCCUUCUUCCCCUCCACCUCAGUGUCCGACUCUAUGGACAUGCCUACCCUAAAUACCAUCGCAGCGCCAUACGCCUCAUACCAGCCACUGAGUGACCAAUCAAAGGCUUGUAGCUACGACCAGUUCUCCCAGCCUCCCCACUCAGACUUCACCGUGGUGAAACACAAACACAAAGCUGCAGGCGGGUCUAGCAGUGAGCACCAGCAGCUCGGUGUGAAUGCUGCAGCAUUUUCACGCCCACAGAAAGUCUUGACUCUGGAAAAGUACAGAGAGAAACACGCGGCCGAGCUGGCCUUGCAGAACGGUGUAAAGGAGGAGCCGAGCACAGAUGUGUACACUCCCCCAGCUUCCUCCUCUCACCACCACAAGAAACGUCCUCUGCCACAGCAGGCCAGCCAGCUGGGUGACAGGAAAGAAAAGCCUAGCUCUAAAAAGCCUCGCCUCUCCUCCUCGUACACGGAGAACGGCUCGGCCGCUAGCGAGGAGCUCAAAAUGCGGAUCAAAGUUUCAUCAGAGCGCCACGGUGGCUCAGAGCAGGGCGGGGCGCUGCCUGGCAAAGACAAACACAGGGAGCACGGUGGCCACCGCCACUCGAAACACAGCCACUCACACUCAUACUCCCUCAGCACCAACAACAGGGGGCCAAUGGACAACUCUUCCUUAUCUGCCCGGGCUCCCAGCAACCACUGCAGUGACGGGAGUUCCUCUGGCUCGUCUCGUAAGAGACCUCACCCUGAUGGUGGCAGCCACAAUCACAACCACCAUCACCACCACCACCACCACCAUCACCACCACCACCACCCAUCUAAGAGCAGCAGGUCAUCUAAAGGAGGCCUGAGCUCGUCCCAUUACUCGGACAGCAACCAGAGGGUGAUGGAGCACCAUGGCCAUGAUGGAACCAACGGCAUGCUGACAUCCAAUGGCCAGCACACUGACUACAAAGACACUUUUGACAUGCUGGACUCUUUACUAAGUGCCCAAGGAAUGAGCUUGUAACCCUGAGAGUCCCCAGUGUUGUCUACAAGAAAGUAUUACCAUGUUUAUUAGAACUGUUGAAAAUGAAUUUAUUUGUCUUAAGUUAUCUGAAUUCUGCAUCACCCUCAGUUGUGUCUACACACUGAUUAUUGAUGAUUCUCAUCAAACUGUCAAAUGUAAAACUAUAUGCACAGAGCUGUGUACUAUGAGCUUGUAACACAAAAAAUUUAUGAGAAGUUUUUGGGAUGUGGAUGGUGGUUUUAAAUGUUCUUAACUUGAGCUGACAUCUGUUUUAAAUGUGGCUGUUUUCAGUCACCAAAGGGAAGAAGAGUUUGUCCAUUGACAAUUUACGGUUCAUGUUUUUUGUCCCCCCCCCC